AACACGCGGCCGCUAUCGCAGCAGCGAGCCAGGGCAGGCCCGGCGCCCAGGGUGGGUCACGUGACCUGAGACGCCUCCCCCAGGUUGGCGGGGGGAACACGUGUUGCGGGAAAUAAGUGUGGCGCGGCGGCGGGCGCGCGGCUCAGACCGUCAGCACUCUCCAGCCAUGGCAGACAUGCUGCGCUACCUGUACGCCUACCCUGAGGAGCAGCACCACCACCUGCAGCACUUCUACCCGCCGUCGCCGCCCAACUCGGUCAACUCGAUCGAGACGCCGCGGCCGAAAAUGCUGCUGGACACCUUCUCGGACGGCUGCCACACGCCGAGUCCGGCCAGCUACCGCUCGGUCAGCCCCCUGAGCGAGGACCUCGACCUGCCGAAGAAAAUGCAGUACACACCUCUGUUGCCGCCGGUGUCCACCCUGAAGGACCCGCGAAAACUGUCCCAGCAGCUGCCCAGCCAGCUCGAGCAACCUCUCUUCGAGCAAAUGCCCGUCGACGACGAGGACGAGCUGGACGACGAAGACUCGGAAGACGACGACGACCUGUCCGGUGACGAGAAGCGGUCCUCCAAGGGCAAGAGACGCUCGUCCAAGGUGGUCAGUCCGGUGGUGAUGAAGAAGCGGCGGCUCGCGGCCAACGCCAGGGAGCGCCGCCGAAUGCUCAACCUGAACAACGCGUUCGAUCGGCUGAGGACCGUCUUGCCGUCCCUUGGCAACGACCGGCAGCUCUCCAAGUACGAGACCCUGCAGAUGGCCCAGAGCUACAUCAACGCCUUGUACGAACUGAUCCAGUAAGUUCGACGCCUGAUUUCAGACAGACUGAUUUAAUUUAUUUUUGCGAGUGAUAUCCGCGAGAAAAUCGUACUCUCAAGUUUUUUGCUCCUAAAUGAUUUUUCUUCGCAGUUGCCUUUUAUAUACAUAUUUAAAUACGAAUGUUUGAUGUGUGCGAGUGAAUGACCUGCAAAACUGCUGUGCAUCUUGACAAUAAUCUCAUUUUACAUGUAUUAUAAUGUGCCAUAACUCAGUCAAUUUUGUAUAUUGUGUAAAAAAAUGAUACUCAGAGAUGAAAAAUAUAAGUCCUUGCUCAGUGCUUUCCUGCCAUUAAUGUUUAAGGAAUAUAAUAAAAGAAAAAUAAUUAUA
Cloeon dipterum is the source of this 1141-nucleotide messenger RNA. Its product is annotated as protein atonal-like. Gene Ontology annotation, biological process: sensory organ development; axon development; positive regulation of transcription by RNA polymerase II. Gene Ontology annotation, molecular function: DNA-binding transcription factor activity, RNA polymerase II-specific; protein dimerization activity; E-box binding. NCBI's taxonomy places the organism in Eukaryota, Metazoa, Arthropoda, Insecta, Ephemeroptera, Baetidae. The coding region runs from base 167 to 796 and encodes 209 amino acids. The transcript has a single exon. The record is from RefSeq and is a predicted model, not a curated record. Gene Ontology annotation, cellular component: nucleus.